UGGAUGCUUGGGUAAACCUUUGUCACAAAGUGGGUGGAUAACCAAGAAUAACGACAAAAAAAGACAAAUAGAGGCGGCAUGAUGGAUAAAUAAAUAAAUAAAUGCCCCAUUCGCUGUCUACUUCCUGGUGUUCAUCGCAAAUGAGCUGUUAGCGGAUAGCCAUGUUUACGGUUGAAACGGAACCGGGCAUACUCGUUUACGCGCUCACGCAAAUUUGACGGACGUGCAUUUUUUGUUUUGAUCAAGACGUGUAGCAGAGAAGAUAUUUUCCGAUGACAGGACAAUGCAAUCAGCGUCAGAUCAGGUGAACGCGCUAUCGCUAUCCUGUCAUCUCUAUGCCGAGUCUAGGCUUUUAACCUAAAUCCCAAAGCAGAUAUUUGGGAACACUGAAAAGGAUAUCAACGUUUAUUUUUAAGAGCUGUUUUCACGGUGUCGUCGCUAAUAUCGGGGAAGAUUUGUAGAUCACUGAUGGCGUCAAAAUCUAGGGUCUCCAUUCUGGAUUAUUUCAAUAUCGUCUGCGAGGGAGAAAAUGGCAAAAUUGAAUCAAACUGCAAAGCUUGUGGCACAAGAAUUCAGGCUAAACGGACAGUUACUUCUAACUUUGUUACACAUUUAAAGCGUAAACAUCAGGCCAUGUAUGAUGAAUUUGUGAGGAAGAAAGAUGUGAAAAGAGAGGCUAUGCAGACAUGUACCGGUCCUCCAAGUGGACGAGUGAUCCCUCAAACUGCUGCAGGGAUGAACAAGUUUGACUACAGCGACCCUCGGCAAUCGCUAAUCUCUGAAGCUAUCGCUAAGAUGAUCAUCCGAGACCUGCAGCCGGCGCAAAUAGUGGAAUAUGAGGGUUUCCGUGAACUCCUCCAGCUCCUGGAGCCCCGAUACAUACCUGUACCAUGUCAUUAUAUACAACAGCAGCUCCUGCCAGCUUACGUCUCACAAGUGCAACUGGCUGCAAAGCAGGCAUUAAAAGGAGCAGAGUCCUGCAGUGUGACCCUUGACCUCUGGAGAAGCAGCUCUGUGGGUAACAGCUGUGGUGCUGGGUAUCUUGGAGUAACUUGCCACUUCAUUAAUGCAGACUGGCACAUUAGAUCUGCCCUUUUAGCCUGCUUACCCCUUCCAGACCACAGCAACACUCAGCAAAUGCUCAGCGAGUUUGAUGAGAUCUCCGAAUCCCACGGCAUCACUGGAAAAGUGUUCAGAGUGGUCGCUGACCUGUUGCCUUGUGAAAGCAGAUCUGAUUUUCGUCUUCCUGGCUUCAGUCUAAUUGGAAAUGGUGAAGAAGAUGAAGAAGGAGAGGAAGAUGGUAGCAAUGGAGAUCCUGGAGAAGGGGAAUCCAAGGAAGGCGUUAGUAGCAACGAGAACCACAGGUCUUUAGAUCAGUGUCUCGGUCGAAGUAGGAUUGACUGCUUUGCCCGAUUAUUAGCUCAGUGCAUAAAGGAGGGAGUUUGCGCUUCUCCUCAUAUAUCGCUUCCUCUAAACAAAGCAAGUCUCCUCUACAACUACAUAAUUGCUACAGUGGCUCCUGAAAAACUUGUCCAAGUGUUUGGCACCUCAACAAAUUGGCAAAGACCCUCAUCCACAGACAAGUGGAACGAUCAGUUAAAAAUACUGCGCCAAAUGGUGGACUCGAUGGAUUUCCUUGAGGAUAUUGUGGACAGGAAUGACCUAGUCUUGGGUAAUUUAGAGAAAGCUCUUCUGAGAGAGCUGGUUGAGGUGCUGGAGCCUUUUGAGGAGGCCUCAGACAUGGUUCAAGGAGACAAGCAUGUGUCCAUCAGCCUAGCACUGCCAUGUGUGUUGGGACUGCGCAAACAUCUGGCUGAGGUCGUAACUCAACAGUGCUCUGGGAUCGUGAUGGGAUUGUCUCAAGCUUUGGACCGCAGACUGGCAGGCAUUCUUGAGGACCCUCUUUAUGUAACAGCCACCACCUUGGACCCACAGUUCAAGCUGUCCUGGAGCAGUGACAGCGACUGGCACAAGCAGGUGCUGCUGGACGAGGUUGGAAAGCAUACUCGGACUUUGAGUCCAAUAGAGCAUUACUCUGAGGCCCAGCCGUCUCCGUCCAAACGUUGCAAGCUUUUCUCUUUCAUUAAGCAGAGGCCGACCAUGCAGGCCAAGACUGUGGAGCAGGAGCUGUCCACGUAUCUCCACGAAGAGCCGACGGAUGAAGAUCCACUACAGUACUGGAAACGCAAGUCCAUCGAUUUCCCUUUGCUCUCACAAGUGGCCAAGAAAGUUUUUACUGUGCCAGCAACAACCACGUCAGUGGAUCAGAUAUUUAACACGGUUAGCAAGACUCUUAGGCCAGAUCAAUGCCGAUUUCUGCCAAAAAACUUGGACACUCUGAUUUACUUGAAGGCUAACUAUAGGAUACUCUGGUCUUAAUUAUAUUUCCUUUGAGCUGAUAUCAAACCAAACACCUCAGAUACAAAACAGGAAUCGUGCCUGAUACAAAAACUGCAGAAUUACCCCAAAGUAAACAAAUACUUUAGUUAGCAAAUGUUUCCUUUUUUAAGUAAGUAAAAGGCUAGACUUAAAGGCCGUGACACACCAAGUCAACAUGAAAGAUCUAACACAGACAAAUCCAACUGUGUUGUCAUCUUGGAUUGACUGCAUCUCAUCCCUUCACUCGAACACACUACAAGGACUACAGAUAACUACAACUAGCAUGUGCAUCAUGCACCUGUGUGUGAGCAAGCGUCACCACCAGCUAUAUAUUCCUCAUUCAAAAGGGAAAAAGAACUGGAACUGCAGAUAUGCAAACCAUAAACUAAACAGGACUUGCUUUUCAUUUUAACAUCAAUGAGGUUGAUCACUUUCCAGACUCAUGUUGCGAUGAACAUUUAGCAUUGAAACACUCAGGUAAUGAUAAUGCAUAUGAACUUUUGUCUGUUCGGUCUUCAAUUCUUUGCUCACUUUUAUUCUCAUGCUAAAUUAUGUAAAAACAACCUACUAUUAUAGGUAAACAUUUACAAUAAUUCACCAUUUUUAAUAAUACCCCUGUCAAACAUUAUUUAUUGUCCCCUAUCUAUCGAUCUACCUAUUCUAACUAUUUAAAUAUUUUAAUA
Danio aesculapii is the source of this 3062-nucleotide messenger RNA. RefSeq lists its product as uncharacterized. Gene Ontology annotation, molecular function: protein dimerization activity. The coding region runs from base 469 to 2379 and encodes 636 amino acids. The transcript is spliced from 2 exons. NCBI's taxonomy places the organism in Eukaryota, Metazoa, Chordata, Actinopteri, Cypriniformes, Danionidae. The record is from RefSeq and is a predicted model, not a curated record.